UGUGCACCAAUGAGCAAAAGAUGAAUGAAAGGAUUAGAGCGAAGAUAAUGGAAGGAAAAUGAACCAUCGUCGCGCCAAUCUCCUGUAGUGGCGCCAAGUGAUAAAUCCUUCUGCUGAGCCGGUGCCUUUUCUAUCUGCCGUCCACCUGUCGGACCUCAGCCGAGUGCUGCAUUAACGUGGCUGUGCCCGUACUCGUGCAUGGCGCCUGAGCUUGGACGCGUCUAUCGGUGCGAAUCAGCAUGACGGCGCUACUCGAGGACAUCCACGAGGGUUUAGAGCUGCCACAACGAGUGCGUCGUGCGGCAUGUGUGAGGGGGAAGUAUGCCUACUACCACUACGGAUGCGACGGCCUCGACGACAGGGGCUGGGGCUGUGGCUAUCGGACACUGCAGACCAUCUGUUCCUGGGUGCUAUUCCAGAAGGCAGGGUGUGUUUCAGGAAGAAGCAAAGCCUGUGCCGAGCAUUGCCGAGAUCCAGGCCGCCCUCGUGUCCCUUGGGGACAAGGAGGCCCACUUCGAGGGCUCUUGCGACUGGAUUGGCAGCACGGAAGUGUUCCUCUGUCUCGACCACUUCUACCAGGUUCCCUGUCGUAUCCUCCAUGCCAGCACUGGUGGUCAGGUAGCCCACCACAUUGAUACCCUGCUGAGGCAUUUUGAACAGCAAGGCUCUCCUGUUAUGAUGGGUGGUGACUCUGACGCAUCUUCGAAAGGCGUCCUUGGAGUCUGCCAGACAUCAUCGGGAGAAUCCCACCUACUUGUUCUUGACCCACAUUGGUACAGAAAUGAUGCAAAGCACGGCCUUCUCGCCGGAGCCAAAGCUCAUCUGCAGCAGGACGGGUGGAUCUCGUGGCGUUCUCUGGGUUCCCUCAUGGAGAGUUCCUUCUACAAUCUGUGCCUCCCCUUGCUGCCUUCCACAGCAGGCAGCACUUUGUGAUCUCACUUACUCGGAUCAACACU
Molecule: messenger RNA, 956 nt
Organism: Rhipicephalus sanguineus (brown dog tick)
Lineage: Eukaryota; Metazoa; Arthropoda; Arachnida; Ixodida; Ixodidae
Gene: Ufsp1
Product: ufm1-specific protease 1
Exons: 6
Coding region: 322-933 (203 amino acids)
Source: RefSeq, a predicted model, not a curated record